This is a messenger RNA of Prorocentrum cordatum, 1788 nucleotides long. The record is from the annotation of a GenBank genome assembly. Lineage: Eukaryota; Dinophyceae; Prorocentrales; Prorocentraceae.
UGAUCGGGUCCAGCUUGGGCUCCAGAGUCAGGGCCGCCAUCGCCCACGGCGGAACGCGAGUCGGCGGUCUGUGAAUAUGGCCCAAGCCCACACAGCAUCCGAGGGGCCCUGCCUCACUCGGGGGGGAGGCGCCGCCUGCAGCGGCGCGGCCGCACGGCCAGAGCCCGACGCCCCUCUUCGCCAGCCGCAGCUGUCGUGGGCGCCCUCUGGCCCGCAUGCCCUGCCCCGCCGCGCCCGGAGCGAGGCCCCAGACGGCGGCGGGACGCCCGCUGCGACGCGCCGCAGGGGCGCUGGCGCUGGGGGCGCUGGCGCGCGCCUUGGGCCCGCUGCCGGGCCCGCGUGGGCGCGCCCUGGCGUUCCCUUACCUGCCAAAGCACCCCAACGCAACCCGAAGGCCCCAGACCUCCCCUUGUGCUCUCCGUGUUCCCGAGCAGGCCCGAGGGCGACUUCGGGCUGGGUUGGGUCGGGGUGGCCCCGUGGGCAGUCAGGCGUGCGGCGCGCCCUGGCCGCGGCGCGGCGGCGGUGGCCUCGCGGCCGCCGCGCUGCCCAGCGGGGAGCCCGAGGGUGGCUCGGCGCAGAGCGGCGGGCCGUUGGAGCCCGGGGGCGCUGCGGCGCAAGGUGGCGACGCGCCAGAGCCGCGCAGGCAGGGCCGGGGAGCCGGGCGUGCACCGGAGAGGGCCCCGUGGGACCUGUGGGCAGACCAGCGGGAACCCGGCGCCGUCGCCAAUGUGGGGAGCUUCCAGAUCCGGCGGCCGCUGGCCGCCGUGCCCUUCCUGCUGCUUGGCGUGUGCUUUGACCUCGGCGGCUCCAUGCGCCUCCUCCUGUCUAGCCUGCCAGACCUGGCCCGCGGGUACCGCCUCGACAGCAUCUACCCAGUGGUCGCCCCUGGCGGGAACCCGCUCGCCUGCGCCGCGAGCCCCGCGGCGUGCCAGAAGAGGUAUUACGGCGGCCCGCCCUUCCGGUGCACCUUCGCCUACCCUGGGGACUGGUCCCAGGACCCCUCGGUCGAGCUGGCGAGGAUGCGCCAGAGCGACGACAUGCUGACGCUGAGGAGCGGCAGGGCGCCUCGUGGCAGCAAGCCGCUGCCCCUCGUCGCCGUCGGGCCCGCGCAGGGGGCGGGCACGGGCGGCCUCAGCGUGUCGCUGUACGCCCGGCGCACGCGAGCUGCUUCCCUUGCCGAGGCGCUGGGCACGCCCGCCGAGGCGCUGGCCUCCCUCAUGGGCAGGUUCACGGAGCAGGCUCCGAAGCUGCGCGGCCGUGGGCCGCUGUCGGAGUCGGUGGCUGCGCAGGAGGUGGCUGGCGCGGGCGACCCGGCCUACCGCCUCGAGAGCCGCGUGCGCUACCCAGGGGACGCCGAGGCGGAGGCCCUUUCCGUGUGGACCGUCGCGCUGUUCUCGCCCGACGCCGAGGGGGGGCACGUGCUGCUGCUCACCGGGGUGGCCCCAGUGCAGGCGCCGCCCGAGGCGCGCGAGGCCGUGCGCGAGUCGACCUGGAGCCUGGCUCGCCUGGGCGGGUAGCUGGCCGCUGGGCCCCCCGCUCACUCGCAGGCGAGGCGCCAUCGGAACGCCUCGUGGCACGGCGAUGUGCGGAGAUGAAAUGAAUCGUGCCCGCCCCCAAUCGUGGUUUGUCUUCUGAUGCAGGCUAGCGGCAAGCUGCCCUUACGACUAAAGGCGUGGUGAAGGUUAUAGCAAGUAACGCCAUGGUAUCUGUCUGUCUAUCUGUCUGUCUGUCUGUCUGCCGGCCAGGCCGCCGGCCGCGGGCGCGCCCGUUUUCUGCACGACGUGCCGC